Messenger RNA from Ictalurus punctatus (channel catfish), 4427 nucleotides. RefSeq names its product RAB guanine nucleotide exchange factor (GEF) 1, like (gene rabgef1l). The record is from RefSeq and is a predicted model, not a curated record. Gene Ontology annotation, cellular component: endocytic vesicle; cytosol. Gene Ontology annotation, biological process: vesicle-mediated transport. Gene Ontology annotation, molecular function: small GTPase binding; guanyl-nucleotide exchange factor activity; zinc ion binding. Lineage: Eukaryota; Metazoa; Chordata; Actinopteri; Siluriformes; Ictaluridae. The coding region runs from base 127 to 1554 and encodes 475 amino acids. The transcript is spliced from 9 exons.
UGGCGCACAGGAAAUGGAAACAGCUGUGUUGACAGUCUUGGCUGACUUUCAGGCGAUCUUUAUAAUUUUAUGAGUGUGGAGAAAAAUUGAUUGACAGCGUUUGGUGUGUCCGGUGUACAAAGAAGAAUGAGUUCAAAAACUGAACGGCGAGGAAUCUACGUGGAUCAGGCAGCCCUGCUCUGCAAGAAAGGCUGCGGUUUUUUUGGUAACUCAGCCUGGGGAGGUUUCUGCUCCAAAUGUUGGCGUGAGGUGAACCAGAAAGAUCGAGCCAAGCAGAUUGAGGAGGACCACGCGCUAGCAGAGAGACUACAAAGAGAAGAAGAGGCAACCUAUGCAGGCAGCAACGCGGGGGCGCAGUCAGGGAACUCGUCCACCCAGCUGAGCAAACCAGAAGAGAAAAGGAAUAGUCAAAAACCACUCACUGUCCCCGCAGGAAAGAAAUUUUUCUCCACACUUGCAAAGACGACCCUAGGGAGAGAUGUUAAUGUUCCCAGCCAGCCAGCUCCCACCACCUCCAUCAGCCAGCAGCCUGUUGUAGAACCAGACCAAGCCACAAGACAAUUCAUCGAUUUCCUGAAGACCGUGCAAAAGCCUGGACGGGAUAUUUUUAAACAGUGCCAUUCUUUCUGUCACAGUGUAGCUUACAAGAAGGAUCUUGGUGCGGAGGAUCUCUCAGAAUCUGUGCAAGACUUUUACCAGAACCUGUCGGACCGAUUACACACUGUCUACAAAGGGAGUCCAGAGCGAAUCGAGGUAAUAAUGGAUGAAGUGGAGAAGUACAUAACGCUGCAGUUGUAUGAGCAGGCCUUCUGUCCUGAAUCCGCAGACGAUGAGGUCAAAGACUUGGCCAUCCAGAAGAGAAUCAGGGCUUUGCACUGGGUUACGGUUCAGAUGCUGUGCGCUCCACUAAAAGAGGAGAUCCCUGCAGUGUCAGACAGUCUGGAUAAGGCCAUUACUGAUGUAAUUGAGAUGGACUCCAAGCGUGUGCCCAGGGAUAAGCUGGGUUACGUCACCAGGUGCAGUAAGCACAUCUUCAGCGCAAUUAAGCGCAGCAAGAGAGAGGCCGCGUCGGCUGACGACUUCCUCCCGGCGCUCAUCUAUGUGGUGCUGAAGGCCAACCCGCCCCGGCUGCAGUCCAACAUCCAGUACAUCACCCGCUUCUGCAACCCCAGGCGCCUCAUGAGCGGCGAGGAUGGAUAUUACUUCACCAACCUGUGCUGUGCCAUAGCUUUCAUAGAGAAGCUGGAUGCUCAGUCUCUAAACCUGAGUCCAGAGGAAUUUGAACUCUACAUGUCUGACCAGGCGUCCCCUGACAGGCCACAGGCCCCUGGAAUCUCUUUUUCCUCAUCCUCUUCAUCACGUAGUGGCCCCAGAGCGGACAGGCCGGAGAACGACCUCAUCGACUGGGGAGAUGGAGUGGAGGCCUCUGUUCAGGAUGUCCUGGAUGGGCUUCACCUGGACUCUUGCACUCCGUCCACCUCUGCGAUCGACUCGGACAAUGUAGACAGUGAGGGGCUACCACCUCCUCUACAGCCGCAGGUUUUUGCUGGGUAGCUCUGUACCAGAUCGCACCACCCACUGAGUUCCUCUGUAAUUGACUGUUGGUAUUUAACAUGCUCCUGUGUGUGGGCCCUACUGACUGCAAGCUGAUACCAAGUGGGAGAUGGCGUCCUCACUUAAUCAGCAAUCUGUCUCCUUAUCUUUCCGUUAUUUGGGGAAAGGGAUUUGCACAUGUUUAUUCUGUUACAGCUGAGCUCAACACUCUCAGCAUUUAGGUUUCCGGUAAAACUUCAUAUUUUAUGAUCGAGUUAGCCAACACUCUAGAGUGACAGCACACGAGGUUUUCCAUUGGCUAGCUAACUUUCUGUCACUAUGUUUGACAGGCAUGAGCAACGUGAAGCAAAAUAAUUGUAAAAGUUAAAAGUGCAGUUUGUAAUAAUUAAAAGCGUUACUGUAAACAUAUAGACAUAUCAUUUGAGUUAUACUUUAGGAAAAAAAAUUGAUUCACAAAAUUGCCUUUUAACAGAUCUAUUUAGUUCACUAUGGCUCUUUUUUUUCUUUUUGUUUUCUUUUUUUUUGCCCCCCCCACCCCCCGAAAUUAGCUCCGCCCCCUGACACUCUGAAAAGGUUCAUUUAAUUUAUUCAGGCAGGCAGCUACGAGCUUUAAAAAUGAUAAAUUGCCCCUGUAAAGGUAGCAGGCUGCAUGGUGACAAGAAGAAAGCUCCACUGCAGUUCAUGAACUCUAGAAUUAAAAAAAAAAAAUAAGAAAAAUGUUUAAAAAAAAACAAAAAAAAGAAAGAAAAUCUGUUUGUUAUGUACAUUUUUACAAUUACUGAAGAAACAUGUACAGUGCCCUCCACUGAUAUUGGCACCCUUGGUAAAUAUGAGCAAAGAACGCUGUGAAAAAUUGUCUUUAUCCUUUAACAUUUUGAUAUUUUGUUUACAAAAACUCUGCUCUCAUGGAUAUCAAACAAUUGCAAACACAACACAGGUUUAUCAAAAAAAAAAAAAUUUAAUGAAAACCUGAUUGCCAGAAAGCUUAAAAUGGGCCGUGGUUGGAUCUUCCAGCAGGACAGUGAUCCAAAACAUACAUCACAAAUCAACACCAAAAAAUACAUCACAAUCGACUGACCACAAAACCAAGGUCCUGCCAUGUCUAUCCCAAUCCCCUGACUUGAACCCCAUAGAAAACCUGUGGAAUGAACUGAAGAGGAGAGUCAACCAGCGUGGAGCUCGAAAUUUGAAGCAUCUGGAGAGAUUCAGUAUGGACGAAUGGUCUCCGAUCCCUUGCCAUGUAUUCUCCAACCUCAUCAGAGCAAAGACUCAGAGACUCAGUUAUCUUUGCAAAGGGAGGUAGCACAAAAUAUUGACUAAAAGGGCACCAAUAAUUGUUUCACACCUAUAUUUAACAAAGUUUUUUUUGUUUUGUUUUUUGCAUAAACCUGUGUUGUGUUUGCAAUUGUUUGAUAUCCAUGAGCGCAUUGUAUUUUUCUGAACAAAAUAUCAAAAGGUUAAACAAUGAAGACACUUUUUCACAGCCUUCUUUGCUCAUAUUAACCAAGCAUGCCAAUAUGAGUGGAGGACACUGUAUCUAUGGAAUAUUAAAAGUUUCUAAUAAGGCAACAUACAAUAUUUGCGUAGUAAACAUGGCUUCAGUUCGAUUCAAUGUCUGGAAGGCAAGUGAGCAGGUUAUUCUGGACCAUUUGACUAUUUAUUAUUAUUAACAUGAAAUCAGUGUGCAGUCACAGCUCAUUGAAUGAGUGUUGGCCGACUCUCUCACUCAUCCUUUCUGCCAUGGUAACUUUCACUGUCUUAAGGUAGCUAUAUUUAUGCACUUAAAUUCCUCGGUAUUCCUUGGUCUUACCCAUUGUUUGCUGUAAGGAAAUUCAGUUGAAAGGAACUGUAUCUAAACCAGCUUCACAUAGCUAAGCCAAGUCAAAAUGCAUUUAUUGUUCCUUUUUAUUAAUGCGAAAAAUCCGAGUAUCUAGAAUUUAAGUAUUAUUCAGGUUUAUACCUUCCUCUUCUGCACAGCGGAUUGAAUUCAUGUAGGAUUUUAUCUUGUCCACGGACUACGUGUUAUUUAUUUUUAGAAUAUUUAAUUGAUAUUGUGGGUUUGCAGUCAAUUUAUUCGGUGGAUUAUAAACUUUCAAGCCGUGUGAAUAAUAAUUUUAGCAUUAUGUCAUUUUAAUCCAACUUGUCCAACAUGCACAUACUGUGCAUUGUGUUAUAAUUAUAAAGUUGAUGAUGCACUGUGAACAGGUUUAAUUCCGUAACACCAGCUCAUCCCUAAAGCGCAUGUAUUUCUUGCUUCAAUAGACACUAUAGUUUAAGUGCAGCAUUCAGGAUACCAGUCAAAAACAAUGCGAUGUUAAACAGUGAUUCUGUUUUUCUUUUGUUUUGUUUUUUUCCUGGACCACUAACGAGGAUUUGCUGAAAUUAGUAGCCCAAUAAAUUCAGUAGCAAUGGCUUGAAUUUUCCUGAUUUGACGUUUAAAAAAACGACUAAAUCUUGCCUAUUCUGCGUAUGAGAUAAAGAGCAGUCAUUUUUAAUACCAGUCACAAUACCGAUGCUGUCUGACGCAAACCUCCGUUAUUAAGAUCGAUGUAUUUGUAACAUUCUGGAUAAGAUGAACACCGAAUGCCUCCUCUAGUGUUUGUUCAGAGUAUGCUUGAGGUCUAUGAGCCAAAAUGCUUGAUAAUAUAUGACCUAACUGUAGCUAAAGGGCAUGGAUGUAUAUUAUGGAUCGCUGUAGAGUGCAUCAGAACUCUGUAUGUAUUUAUGUAUGUAUCUUAAAAAUAAAUCGUCAUUUGCAAGACAUUUUUGCCACAUGCAUCUACUGCAUAUAUUACUGCAACAUUAUUAGGUUAUGCCCAUGUGCAGGUUUGGCAGUUCACUGCAAAAGCUUAUUUAUGCAGUGAAACUUUUUU